CAAACACAUUUUAUACUCAUCACACUAGGAAUCUGAAAAAUGAGAGUCAAACCAAAUUAAAUACCCAUGUUAAAUGAGCUUGAAUUAUAAGAAAAGCUAGCUCAAAGACGAGGGUGUCCAAAUAUAUUUAUACAUCCAACGGUGUAGGAACCCUGAGUGGGACUCAAACAAAUUCAAAACAACUUGAAUACCUCGAACUAGGGAAACAACCUCAAAAUCUCUUCAUAUUUACCAGGUGCUUGAACUUGAUGGACAUGAGGAGGAGAGUAUUUCUCCUUGCACAAAAGAUGGUUCAAUUGAUUGUUAUGGAAAACCAGCUGUAAAAGCUAGGACAGGUGGAUGGAGGAGUGCCGCAUUGUUGUUAGUGAAUCAAUUACUAGUUGCAUUGGCUUUCACUGGAGUUGAAGUAAAUUUGGUUCUCUUUGCAAAGUUAGUAUUGAGACAAAGUAAUGCUGAGUCAGCAAACACUUUUAGCAGAUGGAUGGGAACUACCUAUUUCUUCUCUCUAAUUGGAGCUUUUAUUAGUGACUCAUACUUGGGAAGAUACCUCACUUGCAUCAUAUUUCAAGUUGUGUUCAAUAUUGGAUUGGUGCUAUUAUCCUUAUCAACUCACUUCCUUUUACUUAAACCUCAAGGUUGCGGAAAAAUAGGGUUUCUAUGUGAACCUCAUACGCCACUUCAAGUUGCAAUACUUUACAUAUCAAUAUAUCUAAUAGCUUUAGGGAAUGGAGCUGCUGAUCCUGCAUUAGCAACAUUUGGUAAUGAUCAAUUUGAUGAGGAAGAACCUAAAGAAGAAAAAUCUAAGAACUUAUUCUAUAGCUACUUUUAUGUGGCAUUGAAUCUAGGAUCAUUAGUAGCUGAAACAGUAUUGGCUUACAUAGAAACUACAGGAAAUUGGGUGCUCGGAUUUUGGAUAUGUUCCGGUUGUGGCGUUUUUUCAUUUCUUAUUUUUAUGACCGGAACUCUUAGAUAUCGACACAUGAAGCCUUCUCGAAACCCUAUCUCGAGAUUUGCACAAGUGUUUGUGUCUUCUAUGAAGAAAAUAAAAUUUCAAGUACCUGCAAAUGGAGAAGGCUUAUAUGAUGAUAAAGAAGGGGAUGAACCUAGUGUUAAGAGAAUGCACCACACAAAUGGCCUUAGGUUUCUUGAUAGAGCUGCUAUUAUUUCUACUAAGGAAAAGAACAAGUUGCUCGAGAAAGGCGAAAACCCGGAUCCUUGGAAGCUUUGCACUGUGACACAAGUUGAAGAAGUGAAAUGUAUUUUGAGACUAUUGCCGGUAUGGCUUUGCACAAUCUUCUCCUCUGUCGUCUUCAUACAAAUGCUUUCUCUAUUUGUCGAACAAGGUUCUACAAUGAACAGAUCAUUUUACAAGUUUCAAAUCCCUCCUGCAAGCAUGACAGCAUUCGAUAUCAUAAGCACGUCAGCAUUCAUCAUGUUAUUUGACGUUCUCAUUGUUCCAUUAUACGUGAAAAUCGUCAAAAGAGAUCCAAAACUUCCUAGCGAGCUACAAAGAAUAGGCAUUGGACUAUCAUUUACGAUACUAGCUUUGAUUGUCGCCGGUUUAGUAGAGAGAAAAAGACUCGAGUUCGCUAGCACCGACGGUAAAGAGACAAGUUCUUUGAGUAUAUUUUGGCAAAUACCACAAUAUGUGCUUGUAGGAGUAGCCGAAGCAUUUGUGUACGUUGCACAAAUGAAUUUUUUCACAUCACAAGCACCAGAUGGAUUGAAAAGUUUGGGAAUGGGGUUAUCUAUGUCCUCAUCGGCACUCGGUAGUUAUGUGGCUGAUAGUAUUUUGACUGUCGUAAUGAAAAUCACUUCGACUCAUGGACGACCUGGUUGGGUUUCACCGAAUCUAAAUGAAGGUCAUUUAGAUAGGUUUUUCUUCUUGUCAGCAUCUUUAACAGCUAUUAAUUUGAUAUUUUAUAUUGUGUGCGCAAGAAGAUAUAAGGAAAUAGAAUUGGAGAAAAAAGAAGAAAAGAAAGAGGAAGUUGUGAUUUGAUUUUGAGACUAUGGCAGCUAGGAAAGAAAAUAGAGUAAUAUUUGUGUCAUGUGUGACAUGAUUUUAUGGACUAUAUGUUUUUAUAUACUUUUUUUAAUUUUAUAUGGAAACAGAUUCUUGUAAAGGCUUGAUAUCAAAUACUGUUAUAGAGCCUAAAAAUCUGUAAUUCAAUUGAUACUAGAAAUUUUAGACUUGCAAAAUGAA
This is a messenger RNA of Trifolium pratense (red clover), 2203 nucleotides long. Its product is annotated as protein NRT1/ PTR FAMILY 7.3-like. Gene Ontology annotation, cellular component: membrane. Gene Ontology annotation, biological process: transmembrane transport. NCBI's taxonomy places the organism in Eukaryota, Viridiplantae, Streptophyta, Magnoliopsida, Fabales, Fabaceae. Gene Ontology annotation, molecular function: transmembrane transporter activity. The record is from RefSeq and is a predicted model, not a curated record. The coding region runs from base 482 to 1999 and encodes 505 amino acids. The transcript is spliced from 5 exons.